This is a messenger RNA of Colletotrichum graminicola M1.001, 6364 nucleotides long. RefSeq names its product protein phosphatase 2C. The transcript has 3 exons. Gene Ontology annotation, molecular function: magnesium ion binding; adenylate cyclase activity; protein binding. Gene Ontology annotation, biological process: cAMP biosynthetic process; intracellular signal transduction. The record is from RefSeq and is a predicted model, not a curated record. The annotation marks the transcript as partial. Lineage: Eukaryota; Fungi; Ascomycota; Sordariomycetes; Glomerellales; Glomerellaceae.
UGAUUUGAGCCCAGUCGAGCCGCCCUCAUCCAUCUUCGCCUCUGCGCCGCGUGGAGCUUUGUCACCAGUAGCACCCAAGCCGAACUCCAAUGUCUCGCCCCUUCGCGAUCACCGCCUGAGCGACUUUGCCAACUACCGUCGAGACCUGGCCGUCCUUGAGACAUCCGCUGGCCGUCUGCCCUCUAUCCAGCACAAUCCUCCAACGGCCACCCUAUCUUCAACCUCUCAAGUCGCUCCCUGGAUGUCGCCCUCCAACGGCGGUGCCACCGCAUCCACCCCCCACCAGACGACCUUCUACAAUGAUUCGAGCGAUAACCUGUCUGUCGCGUCCCAGCUCUCGCCAGGCUUUCGUCCCCCGACACACAGGAUCGCGCCCCAAUCCUCUGGCAGCCAGGACUCGCCCGAUGUAGCCUACUUUGCAGACGAGCGGCGCCCUUCGCUGGCGAGCAUAACAACGCUGAGCAGCCAGGGUUCCAAGACGAGCAUUCGAAGAGGUGGGUUGCAAAAGCUACAGGGUUUCUUUGGCGAGGAAUUUCCUGGCCGCGAUGGAUCGGAAAGUAGUUUGCAUUCCAGUUCCGGUAGGGACCGUUCGCGUUCCUACAGCCACAGUCGCCCUACCAGAGACCGCAACUACUCCAACGCAACCGAUCAUGCACGCGACCGCGAGGGUUCGCCUUCCUCCUCCAGGCCUAGGACGCCUGUGCCGGCCCCCGAAGUAGUGCCCUUUCUUUAUCAGGAAGCCGACGAUAUUGCCAGGUUCGGCGAGGCCCCAGUUCGAGACAUUUUGAGCGGCCCCGACCGCGAACGUUACAUGAACAACGAAAAUCCCAACAACUCGCAAAACCCACCAAAGACUUCCUCAUCAAACCGCUCUGGCCAUUCAAUCGUGCAUCUCCCCGGCCACCAUCACCGCCACAACAGGAGCAUCGACGAUGGCAAGGCUCUUCGACCAACUGUAAGUAGGGAAGAUUCGCAAGCGAGCUUGCAAGUGCAGAAUUCCCGAGAACGAGGCGCUUCCGCUGCCACCGUCAUGUACGGCUCCAAUCGAUCCCGUGCAGAGAGCCCAACUCCGAGCGGCGGUUAUUUCAGCUCGAGGCACGGCACCAUCGACGGCUCGAUAUCGCCCGGGAGCCAGCAUCAGCAGCCCCAGCCGCAGCAGCAACAGCAGCACCACCACUCGAAAAGAAAUCUGUUGCAUCGCCUGCGGCGGAAUAAGGAUAAAGAUGACGGGUCCUCUAGACUGCGCGAGUUGCCUGGGUCUACCAGGUCCUUGGCCACGAAGCCAUCGCGACCUGAAUUUGCCAGACCCGAAAUGUCGCCAUCAACCUUCCCGCUUACGCUCUCAGGUACCGAGCCUGGCCCGGACCAAGACCCUCGACUGGCCGCCUACAACCAGCGGAACCAGCCACAGGUGCAGACGUUCAACAACAGAUUCCCCUUCUCCAAGAGCAAAGGACGACAGCACCGACCGACAGAGGCACAAGACGAGCAGAUCGGGCCGACAGACAGGCAGCCAGGUGGUUUCGGCACUGUCUUCCACUUGGACACCAAUCUGAGCGACAUGGAGGGCAUUCUCACGAAACCACCGCCACUGACACCAAUGGACCAUGCCUUCAUCGCGAGUAUCGUCGAUCCCGAAAAAGUCGAACCCCCUCCUGUCCCCGCGAAGCCCGAUGCCAUACCUGGGCCCAAUGGUUCUUGGAACGCGCCCGACAGCUGGGCUGUUCGCCGUAAUACUGAAGAUACUACGUACCAGGCGCCCGACAUCGACGACGUUGGCAGCCCCCCUCGCCCAGAGGAGAAGAUGACACCUUAUUGCAUCCGAAUCUUUAGAUCAGACGGAACGUUCGCGACCCUUUCCAUGGCUCUUGACGCCAGCGUCACCGACGUCAUAUCCCAGCUCAUCAAGAAGACAUACGCGACGGACGGUUUGGAAAACUACCACAUAAUCCUCAAGAAGCACGAUCUGGUCCGCGUGCUUUCUGUUGCUGAGCGACCGCUGUUGAUGCAAAAAAGACUGCUGCAACAGAUUGGCUACGAAGAGCGGGACCGCAUCGAGGACGUAGGUCGAGAGGACAACAGCUAUCUGUGCCGGUUCAUGUUCCUUUCCUCGCGAGAAAGCGACUUCCACUCGGUUACGAAUGAUCUCGGCCUCGGACGCAUUCAAAAGUUCAAUCACGUUGACCUCUCCGGCCGUAAUCUCAUUACCAUUCCGAUAUCGCUUUACUCCAGAGCGUCUGAAAUCAUCUCGCUUAACCUCUCCCGCAACCUGUCUCUCGAUCUUCCUCGCGACUUCAUUCAGUCGUGCCAAAACUUGAGAGACAUCAAGUUUAACAACAACGAAGCCCGAAGGCUACCCCCAAGCCUGGGCAAGGCGGCAAAGCUUACCUACCUCGAUGUUUCAAACAACAGAGUCGACCAGCUGGACCAUGCUGAGCUGCAUGGGCUGCAUGGCAUCCUGAAGCUCAACAUCGCCAACAACCGUCUCAAGGCUCUUCCGCAGUACUUUGGUGCCUACAAGGCUCUUCGGAACCUCAACAUUUCUUCCAAUUUCCUGGACAAGUUUCCGCUUUUCCUCUGCGACGUUGAGAGUUUGGUGGAGCUGGAUCUCAGUUUCAAUUCCAUCAGCAGCCUGCCUGACCAGAUUGGAAGAUUGAGAAACCUGGAGAAGUUUGUCAUCACCAACAACAGACUGUCAAACUCCCUGCCGGAUUCCUUCGCCGAGCUAUCCGGCCUUCGAGAGUUGGACAUCAAGUACAACGCUAUCACGAGUAUCAACAUCAUCUCCCUGCUGCCGAAGCUCGAAAUCCUCUCGGCCGACCACAACAGCAUUUCUCAGUUUAUCGGCAGCUUUGAGAGGAUAAGAAGCUUGAAGCUGAACUCGAACCCGAUCACAAAGUUUGAGAUCAUCGAGCCUGUCUUGACGUUGAAGAUGCUCAACCUGUCCCACUGUCAAUUGGCGAGUAUUGACGAGACCUUUAACAUGAUGUUGAACUUGGAACGUCUCGUGUUGGACAAGAACUACUUCGUCUCUCUACCACAACAAAUCGGAAACUUGAGCAAGCUGGAGCACUUCAGCAUCGCAAACAACAACGUGGCAGAAUUGCCCACAUCGAUAGGGUGUCUGACUGAGCUUCGCGUGUUGGAUGUGCGGAGGAACAACAUUAGAAAACUGCCGAUGGAACUGUGGUGGGCCAACAAGCUCGAGACCCUGAACGCGUCCUCCAACAUCCUUGAAAACUUCCCGAAGCCGGCCUCGAGGCAGCCGCGGCCGGCAGGCGAGGAAGCGCAAACACCGGCGCCUGUCAACAAGCCGAAUCCCAUGGAACGCAUAGUACAAUCCCCUCUCGAGGAGUCUCAGGAUGUUUCCAGGAGGCCAAGCCAAAACUCGUCCUCAACCUUGCUGAGUGUUGGACCUUCGCCUGUGCCUGGCAGCGCCGACAGGAAGAGCUCUGUCGUAUCGGUCUACGGCAAAGGCGGUCGUAAAACCUCAGUGGUGUCUAGGUCAGCAUCACAAGGCGCCGUCCCGCCAUUACCCCCCUCUGCAACCGCCAGGAAGGACUCGAGUCUGUCGUCGCGGCUUUACACAACGUUUGCGGGAUCCUUGCGCCACCUCUACUUGGCAGAGAACAAGCUCGACGACGAAGUCUUUGACCAGAUCACUAUGCUCACCGAGCUACGUGUCCUCAAUCUAUCGUGGAAUUACAUUAACGAUAUGCCUCAACGAUCGAUCAAGAGCUGGCCACAGAUGGUGGAGCUCUACUUGUCUGGUAACGAACUGACGACCCUACCGGCCGACGAUCUAGAAGACGCCAGUUUGUUGCAGGUGUUACACAUCAACGGAAAUAAGUUCACCAACCUGCCAGCCGACAUAUCCAGGGCUAAGAAACUGGCAGUUUUGGACUGCGGCAGCAAUUACCUGAAGUACAACAUUUGUAACGUCCCGUACGACUGGAACUGGAAUCUCAACCCGAACCUGAGGUAUCUCAACCUCUCGGGCAACAAGCGCUUGGAGAUAAAACAGACAGUCACGGGCCCGACAAUUCCGAACCGUGAAUCGCUGGCCGACUUCAACAGGCUCUUGAACCUUAGAGUUCUAGGUCUCAUGGAUGUCACCCUUACACAGCCCACCAUUCCGGAUCAAAGUGAGGAUCGUCGUGUGCGCACGUCCGGGUCUUUGGCGGGUCACCUUCCCUAUGGUAUGGCCGACACGUUGGGCAAGAAUGAGCAUCUGUCGACUAUCGAUCUUGUGGUGCCUCGUUACAACUCUUCGGAGACCGAGACCCUGCUGGGCCUGUUCGACGGUCAAGCGCUAUCGAGCGGCGGCUCUAAGAUUGCCAAGUACCUACACGAGAACUUCGGCCACAUCUUCACCAUGGAAUUGAAGGCUCUCAAGACGCGGCUCAACGAAACACCCGUGGAUGCUCUAAGACGCGCCUUCUUGUCCCUGAAUAAAGACUUGGUUACCAUUGCUAUCCAACACACCGAGGAGCGUUCGCAAAAGACGCAUAGGGGCUCUGCGACACCCGUUGUGUUGAGCAAGGAAGACCUGAACUCUGGUGGGGUUGCGACUGUUGUCUAUCUCCAAAACCAAGAACUCUACGUCGCCAAUGUGGGAGAUGCUCAAGCCAUGCUCAUUCAGACCGACGGGUCUCACAAGAUUCUCACACGAAAGCAUGACCCCGCAGAGCCCAGUGAGCGCCAACGUAUUCGAGAGGCCGGCGGUUGGGUUUCUCGUAACGGCAGACUCAACGACCUUCUCGAGGUUUCGCGUGCUUUCGGCUACGUUGACCUGAUGCCGGCAGUUCAGGCUUCGCCUUAUGUCAGCAACUUUACGAUUCGUGAGCAGGACGACAUAAUCCUGAUCGCGACGAGGGAGUUCUGGGAGUACUUGGAUCCCGCGCUGGUUGUUGACUUUGCGAGACAGGAGCGUGGUGAUCUCAUGAGGGCAUCGCAAAAGCUACGAGACCUGGCCAUUGCUUAUGGCGCUACAAACAAGAUUAUGGUCAUGAUGAUCAGCGUUGCCGAUCUUAAGAGGAGGAGCGAGAGGUCAAGACUUCAUCGAGGCCAGAGCAUGUCGCUGUAUCCUUCUGGCGUUCCCGACGACCUCCAGCAACCUCUACGCAGAGGCAAGAGGAACAAGGGCGAUGUCCUCGACUCCACGCUGCAGCGUCUUGAAGCCGAGAUCCCAGCGCCCACGGGCAACGUGUCGAUCGCCUUCACUGACAUCAAGAAUUCGACAACUCUCUGGGAGAUGUAUCCGGCUGCCAUGAGAUCUGCCAUCAAACUGCAUAACGAGGUCAUGCGUCGGCAACUCCGAAGGAUUGGUGGAUAUGAGGUCAAGACUGAAGGUGACGCGUUCAUGGUAUCGUUUCCGACGGCCACGUCAGCGCUGCUCUGGUGUUUUGCCGUCCAGAUGUCGCUGCUGGAUGUUAAUUGGCCCUCCGAGGUCCUGAAUUCCGUUUCAUGUCAGCCAUUGUACGACAAGGACAAUGCCCUGAUCUUCAAGGGUCUCUCUGUGCGCAUGGGUAUUCAUUAUGGCGAAGCCGUCAGCGAGAUGGACCCCGUGACAAGGCGUAUGGAUUACUUUGGACCGAUGGUCAACAAAGCCUCGCGUAUCUCCUCCGUCGCCGAUGGAGGUCAGAUCACUGUUUCAUCCGACUUUAUUUCGGAAAUACAGCGUUGUUUGGAGAACUACCAGGACACGGACAGGAACGGGUCUACUGGGUCUGAGGACACGUUCGACGACGACCAGGGCUUCGCUUCUUCGAUCCGCAAGGACCUACGCUCUCUUAGUUCGCAGGGCUUCGAGGUCAAAGAAAUGGGCGAGAAGAAGCUCAAGGGUCUUGAAAACCCCAAAGUCGUGUACUCGCUGUACCCACAUGCUCUUGCAGGCCGUAUCGAGCACCACCAACAACACGAGCAACGCACUGAGGUCGACAAGCCCGCGAUCCUUCAGGCGGGCAGCGAGCUGGCUUUUGACACCGAGUCUAUCUGGGCUUUGUGGCGUGUCAGCUUGAGGUUAGAGAUGUUGUGCAGUUCGCUCGAGAACGUGUCCGGCCAGGGCCUGCAACCACCGGAAACAGAGUUACUGGAGAGGAUGAAGCACCGUGGAGGUGAAGUCACGGAGAGGUUUCUGCUCAACUUUAUGGAACACCAAGUGAGCAGAAUAGAGACCUGCGUCACGACCCUGUCACUACGUCAUAUCGCUAUCGGCAAUGCACCCUUGGAACAGCUUCAGGACAUGCGAGGUUCUAUGAGCGACAUUCUCGACCAAGUUGCCAAACAGAUGAGCGAGCUGGCAAGAUACAAGGCACUAUACGGCGAGCUGGACGAAUCCGAAGACGGAAGCGAAACGGAAUGA